GAAACCUAAGCCAGCUGACGUGGAAGCAGUUCUCUCUUUCAGGACAAAAAUAAGACGCAUUUCGGAACAGAUUGUCGGAUAGACAGGAACAACAAUAACUAUAAGGAAUGGCCUCUUCUAACACUUCCUGGUCUGAGGAGAACUUUACAUGUUCCAUCUGUCUGGAUGUCUUCAGCAGACCAGUUUCCACCCCAUGUGGACACAACUUCUGCAGAAUCUGUAUUACAAAAUUCUGGGAUGAACAACUCCAGUACAAAUGUCCUGUUUGCAACGAGCUUUUCCACACUAGACCUGAUCUACGGGUCAAUACCCUCUUAUCAGAGCUGGCAGCUCAGUUUAGAACGACCGAACAAGUAGAAGAGCAGCCUUGUGUUGAACCAGCAGGAGUUGCCUGUGACGUCUGUACUGGGACCCAGCUGAAGGCCGUGAAGUCCUGCCUAGUGUGUCUCAUCUCUUACUGCCAAACCCACCUGGAGCCACAUCAGAGAGUCGCAGGCCUGAAGAAACAUCGGCUGGUUGAGCCUAUGGACCGUCUGGAAGAAAGGAUUUGUACGAAACACAAUCAACUUCUGGAGCUCUUCUGCCAGACUGAACAGGUGUCUGUCUGUCAGUUCUGCACAGAGACAGACCACAGGUCCCAUACUAUUGUACCUCUAAAGGAGGAAUAUGAAGUGAAGAAGGCCCAGCUGGGGAAGAUGGAGGCUGAAGUUCCGCAGAUGAUCCGGGGGAGAAAACUAAAGAUUAAGGAGAUCGAAGACACAGGAGACAUGAGCAAGGACGAUGCAGACAGAGAGAUAGCUGAUGCUGGGCAGGUCUUCAAUGCUCUGAUAUGCUGUGUUGAAAAGUGCCGGGAUGAUUUCAACCAAACGGUAAAUGGGAAACUGAAAUCCACAGAAAAAGAAUCUGAAGAAUUCAUCAAAGAGCUGGAGCAGGACAUAGAAGAUCUGAACCAAAGAAGCACAGAGCUGAAGCUCUCACACACUAACGACCACCUCCACUUCCUCCAGGCCUUCAAAUCCCUGAAGGAUCCUCCACCCACCAGGGACUGGACGAUGGUGGAGGUACGUCCUCCGUCAUACGUAGGGACUUUGAGGAGAUCCCUUGAUCAGCUGGAGGAGACACUGAACAUGGAGAUGAAGAAGCUGCGUGGUGCUGAACUAAAGGGGGUCCAGCAGUAUGAAGUAGCUGCAAGUCUGGAUCCUGAUACAGCUCAUCCCGCACUCAUCCGGUCUGAGGAUGGGAAACUAAAUGAUGGAGAUGUGGUGAAGAAACUCCCAGCCAUCCCUAAGAGCGUUAUCCAUGUUCAGCCUGACCUGAAAACAGGUGUAAGGAAGUAUUCCUGUGAACUCACACUGGACCCGAACACAGCCCACAGACAUCUCUCUCUGUCUGAGGACGACAGAGGGGUGACACAGGAAGGAUGCAAUCAGGGGUAUCCUGGUCACCCAGAAAGAUUUAACUACUACAGACAGGUGUUGUGUAGAGAGGGUCUGACUGGCCGCUGCUACUGGGAGGUAGAGUGGGAAGGAAGGGUGGAGAUAGGAGUGACAUACAGAGGAAUCCAAAGGAAAGGAAGAGGGGAAGACGCUGAAAUUGGACAGUACACACAUUCUUGGAGUCUUCUAUUUGAUGGUACCUGUUACAACGAGAAUCAAGAAGAAUGGUCUCCCCUCCCGUGUAGAAUAGGAGUGUACCUGCACCAAUCUGCUGGCGUUCUGUCCUUCUACAGUGUGUCCUCAGAUUACGGCGAGCCCUCAGGAAAACUGACACACAUCUACACCUUUCAUUCCACAUUCACUCAGGAGCUCUACCCUGGGUUUCUGUUACAUGAUGUUUUUUCCAGAGUGUCUCUUUGUCAGUUGUAGUCUCCUCUCUCCCACCCUCCCUCAUUGAUUGCAUGGCAGGGGUGAUCUCUACAGAGUGGUGAGGUGUUGAAUGGUGAUAAUCUACAGUCAUGUGAAGUCGUUUUUUUACUGCAGGUCUAGGCAGGGUCUUGUGGUCUUUGUAGCUGGGCAGCAUUUCUAAUAGGUCACAAUGACAGAGGUGACCAAAGUCUCACCGAAGCACCGUGUUAAGGUUUUGCAGAUGUUUCAGUGUUCACUUGAAGCGUGUGUGUUGUAUGUUGCUGAGGUCGUGGGCCAUGGUUGAGUGCAUUCUGUCCAAAACAUGGAAGGAGUGAAAAUCGUAGACUAUUUUGGAAAACAAAGAAAAUAAGUAAAAAGAUAUUUUUUUCUUAAUUUUUGUUUCUGUUCUUUGAUGAACAUGGUUCCAGGCUGUCACCCCCCCCCCCUUAUUAGAUUUGCUGUCAUUUGCAGAUGGCUUUGCAUAGGCAAAACAUAGAGUUGUCUCUUUAACAGUAUGUGAGACACUUUCUGUUAAUACCAUCUUUCGUCUCAUAGAUGCCAACACCUUUUCUGGGGGGUUGUUGAGGGUGGAAGUUAAAAACUGGCAAAAACUUUGGAGGCUGGGCGUGCAAAAGAAGUAAAUCCCUCAUCCUCGUCUGGGUGUAUAGCUAGCUCAGCUUCCCCUUUGCAGGACCCUGACUCUGCCUGGGUUGACGACAGAGCUACAUCUGCAAUAGUGGAUAUUCUUUUAAUUUAUGUUUUUUAUUAUUUCGAACAUAAUCUUGGGUUUUUAUUUAUAUUCAGUCACACUUGUGACUGAGAGUGGUGAGAGAGCUUCGAGAGGCUGGUGAAGGACCACAUCACCUCCAAGCUCCCACCAUCACUCGAGCCAUUCCAGUUUGCGUACCAAAACCGAACCGCUCUACAGAGGAUGCCAUCUCCUCUGCCUUCCACCUGAGUCUGGAGCACCUGGAGGAUAAAAACACCCACGUGCGGACUUCAGCUCAGCCAGCGUUCAACACGAUCAUCCCCUAGAAUCUGGGGUGCAAACUGGGUCACUUGGGCCUCGGACACCGGUUCCCCCAAGGGCUGUGUUCUCAGCCCCCUGCUGUUCACCCUGAUGACCCACGACUGUCGUCCCAGAUUCAGCUCCAACCACCUCUUGAAGUAUGCGGACGACACACCUGUUGUGGGCCUCGUCCAGGAUGACAAUGGACUGGCCUACAGGGACGAGGUGAAACAUCUGGUGGACUGGUUCAAAGUCAACAACCUGGAAACCUGGUUGUUGGAAACCUGGUCCAUCCUCUCUGUAGCAAUUUGGGUCCAGAAAGUUUGACAAUGGAAGGCAAUCAAGGCUCUGCAGUGGAAUCUUUUGAAAUUAACCAUACAUGUAACCCCUCUUUACACUACACUAAAGUGGUCUCUUAUAACUAUGUAAGUCGCUUUGGAUAAAAACGUUGGCCAAAUGCCCUAAAUGUAAGUGCAAUGUAAAUAUCUGUGCCCCUUAUCUCAAACUAGUUUACUUAGAUCAUUCAUCGCCAUAGUCAUGCGAUUCUUAUCAGCCUAUUUGUUUGUUGUACUAGACUCAAGCUUUUG
Gadus chalcogrammus (walleye pollock) is the source of this 3440-nucleotide messenger RNA. Its product is annotated as tripartite motif-containing protein 16-like. The transcript has 3 exons. Gene Ontology annotation, molecular function: zinc ion binding; protein binding. Lineage: Eukaryota; Metazoa; Chordata; Actinopteri; Gadiformes; Gadidae. The record is from RefSeq and is a predicted model, not a curated record. The coding region runs from base 108 to 1865 and encodes 585 amino acids.